CGGAGGAAGGGCGGGCCGAGUAUCCUUAGUGGGACGAGACCACUGGGUGCGAGACCUGCCGGCGCGAGCGCAGGACCUGGGCCCGGGUGUGGGAGAGCAGGCGCUACCUGAAGACCGCGCGGGUCGUCGAGGACAAAAUGUCAAGUGUAGAGGAGCAGCAGUCCCAGGCCUUUACCAAACCCACUUUCAGUGAGGCACAAGCCUGUGCGCUAGUGGAAUCGGUAUUUGGGUUAAAAGUUUCCAAGAUCCAGCCCCUUCCUAGCUAUGACGACCAAAACUUUCAUAUAUGCAUUUCAAGAGCCGAAGACACAACUGAUGGCGCAGCUGAGUACGUCCUCAAAGUGAGCAACACCGAGUCGAGCAAAACUCCAGACCUGAUCGAAGUACAGAGUCACAUCAUCCUGUUUCUGCGAGCGGCUGGAUUUCCUACAGCCUCUGUGUGCCGCACUAAAGCAGAUAACUUAACCUCGCUCGUGUCCGUAGAUAGUGGCUCCGAAAUCAAAAGCCACUUGGUGAGGCUGAUGACUUACCUCCCAGGAAGACCUAUAGCCAACAUUCCUGUCAGCCCCCAGCUCUUAUAUGAAAUUGGGAGGCUAGCUGCCAAGUUGGAUAAGACCCUGGAGAAAUUCCAUCAUCCAAAGUUAAGUAGUCUUCGUCAGGAGAACUUCAUCUGGAACCUGAAAAAUAUUCCUCUUCUGGAGAAAUACCUGUAUGCCCUGGGCCAGAAUCGAAAUCGCGAGAUUGUCGAACAGGUCAUUCAGCUGUUCAAGGAGAAAGUAAUGACCAAGUUCCAUCAUUUCCGGGAAUGUAUCAAUCAUGGAGAUCUCAAUGACCAUAACAUUUUGAUAGAGUCCAGCAAGUCAGCCUUGGGAGAUACUGUUUAUCAAGUGUCUGGGAUUUUAGACUUUGAUGACAUGAGCUAUGGCUACUAUGUGUUUGAAGUGGCAAUCACCAUCAUGUACAUGAUGAUUGAAAGCAAGAAUCCUAUACAAGUAGGUGGUCAUGUCCUUGCAGGAUUUGAAAGUGUAAUCCCACUGACGCCUAUAGAGAGGGGUGUGUUGUUUCUACUUGUGUGCAGUCGUUUUUGUCAGUCCCUAGUCAUGGCUGCAUACUCUUGCCAGCUAUACCCAGAGAACAAAGAAUAUCUUAUGAUUACUGCAAAAACCGGGUGGAAGCACCUACAGCAAAUGCUUGACAUGGGCCAGGGCGCUGUAGAAAAAAUUUGGUUUGAUACGGCCAGGUCCUACGAAUCUGGGGUCUCCAUGUGACUGGAUAAAACUUCACAUUAACUUGGAUAAUUAAAAACUUAGUAGGACCAAAUCUAAUUCUAUGAGGGGUCUUCCUGCACAGUUAAAAAUGAAUUGAUGGAACAGAUCAAUGCAUGUGAAGCCAGUAAGGUCUUUAAUCUCUUGACGAUUGUUUUAUUGUAAGAAAAACUAAGAGUCAUGUAGUCAUGUGUUUCUGUGGGUCUCACUUGCCUUGUGUACAAACACACAGAAUGAUUAUUUUGAAUCAGAUAAUCGCUCUAGGUCUGUUCCAGACCUAGUCAACUAUCUAGCCCAAAGAAUUUUAAAAUAUGAAUAGUAGAUAGUUUACCUAGGGACUGAAGCUGGAUGAGAAAAAGGGUGGGACGGAGAGAUGGAAAAUGAACACAUUAAACACGUGACAGUUUCAGUAAAGAAGAGAAAUGCUGUGUGUGUGGUGAUGGUUCGUAUUCUUUAACUAGGGGAACCCUUCCUGACGAGAGAAAAGGCAGAGGAGACCAAGGUGCAAGUUCUCCCGACGGUGGGAGUCUGAUGUACUGGGGACCACUCUGAGAACAGGGCAGGAGCAGUCAGGAAUGAACCGGAGUCCACACUAGUGCUAUCCCAGGUCCAGGACUUACCAGUGCGGAAGGGAAAGUAAAAACAGCGCGAAGGCAGGAUAGGAGAGUGAGCUAUAACUCCAUUCUCUCCUUGGCUGGGGUCGUCCUGCCCUCCCCGUACCCUGUGGCGCCCCCUCCUUGAGCUGAGAACCCCGCCAGAGCUGCUACCGCCCCAUCUCCGCUCCCACGGGGCAGCGGCCCCGCCCCCUGGAGGACUUCCGCGUCCUGGGCCACGCCUCCCGGGGAUUUCCGCCUUCUCGGCUCCGCCCCGAUAGCUCUGCGCACGCGCGGGGGCCAUAUUGGCAGCGGACCCUCGGACGGCGGCGGCGGCGGUCGUUUUCUUUUGAGGCGUGAAACGCUCACCGUACCUCGACUUCAGGGUCUCCCCUCCGGAACUCUAAAGUUCA
Molecule: messenger RNA, 2271 nt
Organism: Rhinolophus ferrumequinum (greater horseshoe bat)
Lineage: Eukaryota; Metazoa; Chordata; Mammalia; Chiroptera; Rhinolophidae
Gene: HYKK
Product: hydroxylysine kinase
Exons: 6
Coding region: 138-1268 (376 amino acids)
Molecular function (GO): amino acid kinase activity
Source: RefSeq, a predicted model, not a curated record